Messenger RNA from Candidula unifasciata, 1421 nucleotides. The record is from the annotation of a GenBank genome assembly. NCBI's taxonomy places the organism in Eukaryota, Metazoa, Mollusca, Gastropoda, Stylommatophora, Geomitridae.
UACCACACGUACAUGUCAUGGAGCUGCUGAAAGGGGGAGAACUGCUGGGCAGAUUGCGGAAGAAAAAGUUUUUCACAGAGACGGAAGCGGUAGAGUUCCUGCACAGUCGAGGGGUGAACCUUCUCUUUGAGGACAACUCAGACAAGGCUGAGUUGAAGAUUGUAGACUUUGGGUUCGCUGCCCUGAACCCCAAGAAUGAGACUAUGAUGACCCCGUGCUUCACGCUGCCCUACAGUGCCCCAGAGGUGCUGAAACAGAUCACCAGUCGCAAGGAUGGCUACAACGAGAGCUGUGAUCUCUGGAGCUUAGGUGUUAUUUUGUACUCAAUGCUCUCUGGCAAGGCCCCUUUCCAGGAGUCAGGUGAGCCUGCCUCAGCCUUAAACAUCAUGCAGCGAAUCAAGGAGGGCGAGUUUGAUCUGUCCGGACCUGAAUGGGCAGAUGUCUCUAAUUCAGCAAAACAGCUGAUACGAGGUCUGCUGACAGUGGAACCAAAGAAACGUCUUCGGAUGCAUGAUCUUCUUCGGCACAAAUGGCUGCGCAAGAACAUGUCCAACACGCCACUGAGGACACCUGGUGUGCUCAACUCUCACAGCAAUGUUGUUCAGGACCAGAUCAACAACACUAUGGAAGCAUUCCACCAGGCAACCAGAGAUGGUUUCCGUCUCCAGGAAGUGGCUACUGCACCCCUAGCAAAACGUCGGAAGCAGAAGAAGAACUCUGUGGACACCAGAAGUAGCUCAACAGACAGUAAUAACUCCAGCUCUACCACAUCAUCGCACGGGGCUGCUCAAUCCCCGGCCAGACAGUCCCCGGUGAGAGCCAUAUCCAGAAACUCUAGCACAUCGAGCAUCUCCCAGAGCUCUGUGUGCAGCACAGGAUUUGUGCCGACAACCCUGAACAUCAGCCCAUCCCCACUGGCCUCAUCUUCUUUGUCAAAGAGAGCAACACCAGAAGUGUCUCAGGGCUCGUUUAGUGGGUCUUCUUUGACCCCAUCUUCAGCAGCUUCGACCAGUAGUGGAAUCGUAGAAAGCGCACCGUUUACAAACUCUCCAUUUUGCGCUGAAGCUCAGGGGGAGACAACUCCGUUGUCAGUUAUUCACAUUCCAUCAGUGGACGGAGUAGGUGGAGGCGAAGAGCCCAGCGUUGACAGACAUCCCUUCACAGCGAAAGGAAAACGUGCCAAGAAAAACACUAACAACAACAGUAUACCUCCAUUUCGACUCACCCGUGGGUUCAAGAGAAAAAUGGAUGAAAAAGCCGACCACCUCGUGGGUAAUAAUAACGAUGAUGAUAAUAAUGACCAUGUUGUUGACGAUGAUUGUGAUGAGGAUUGCGUGAUUGUGGAGAAGAAUUACCCGUCUCCCAGACACAGCCGAAGUGCUUUCAAACGAUUGAAGUCGGAAACAAUUGUGAUAGACUAA